This is a messenger RNA of Conger conger (European conger), 2922 nucleotides long. Its product is annotated as ribosomal RNA processing protein 1 homolog A-like. Gene Ontology annotation, biological process: rRNA processing. NCBI's taxonomy places the organism in Eukaryota, Metazoa, Chordata, Actinopteri, Anguilliformes, Congridae. The transcript has 16 exons. The record is from RefSeq and is a predicted model, not a curated record. Gene Ontology annotation, cellular component: nucleus; preribosome, small subunit precursor; preribosome, large subunit precursor. Bases 72 to 2684 code for a protein of 870 amino acids.
GAAAAACGUGUUUGAGGAAAAGUAAAGUGACACGGCUAUGCGCCGCGGUUGCACAUGUGUACAGUAGGAAGAUGGCGUCGGUGUUACAAGAACCAGAGGUCCAGUUCGCACAAAGAUUAGCUUCAAACGAGAAGUCCGUCCGAACCAAGGCCAUAAAAAAACUGCGAAAGUACCUCAGCGUUCGUUCGCAGAAGCCAGAAGGUGGGUUCACCAUUGAUGAGUUGCUGAAGAUAUGGAAGGGACUUUUCUACUGUCUGUGGAUGCAGGACAAGCCGAUCCAACAAGAAGAGCUGUCGACUCAGAUAUCCGGCUUGAUCCACUGGUUGCAAAACGUUGACACCCAGUUUUUGUUUAUGGAAAGUUUCCUGAUGACAAUCAACAGAGAGUGGAAUGGUAUUGACCGGCUUCGCAUGGACAAGUUCUACUCUUUGGUGCGCUUUGUGUUCAGGGAGACGUUUGAGAUGAUGAAGAGGAGAAACUGGGACACUGGUCUGAUUGGGAGGUUCGUGGAGCUCCUGUCAGAGCAGGUUUUGCGCAGCACCAGCGACGCCCCUAAAGGAGUGCAGUUCCACAUUCUAGACAUCUACAUGACCGAGCUGGCGCGGGUGGGGUCAGCCCAGCUGACGGCUGAGCAGAACCUGACGUUCAUUGAACCGUUCUGCAGAACAGCAGCAAAGACGAAAGAUCGCGUCCUGGUAGACGCCAUAUGCAGCAACAUAUUCCAUGAGAUUGUUGACCACGCCCCCUUCGCCAUUGAGGACCUCAUGCGGGAGGUGCGGAGGGGAGGCGGGGCUGAGCCUGAAUCGGACGAGGAGGCGGAGCAAGACGAGGAAACUGCAGGCGGGGCUGUCAAAAACAGACCUAAGAAAGCCAGAGGGAAACGGGUCAAUGGAGUUACGACAACUGAGGAUGAAGAAGUAGAAGAUGAUGAUGAUGAGGAGGAGGAGUUGCUGGAGGAGGAAGAUGAGUUACCAGAUUGGGGGGAGGAAUCUGAUGUUCCCCUGGAUGAUGAGGGAAUAGGACCAGUACUGCAGUUUGACUAUGAGGCCCUGGCUGAAAGGCUGUUUGAAUUGGCCAGCCGCAGCAACACACCCUCCUUCAACAGGAAGAAGCUAUACAAGUUGGUCAAAACGUUCCGCAAUCUCAGUAAAGGCCUGUUCCCUCAAGAUGAUUUCCCCGCGGAGGUCUCGACCGACGAAGACGAUGACGAGAUGUUCGGCAGCCGGAGGAAGAUGAGGAAAAGGAGGAGGAACAGGGAGGAUGAGCCCAAGGAAGAGGCCGGUGAAGAGGGGGGCUCUGCGGUGAAGAAGCGCAAAGUCAAGAGGGACAAUGAGAAACCCAGCAAGUCCAAACAGGGCCGCACAACUGGACCGGCAGAUUCCACUGCUGGGCCUGCAGGAACUCCUAGUGAUGGAGCUGGUGCCAAGAAAAAGAAGAAAAGGAGGAAGAAGAAGAAGAAGACCGUGAGGGUGGAAGGGGAGAACGUACCUGCAGAGGAGGUCCCUGAGAAACAUCCCACUGCGCAGUUGGACACUGGUACCGAGCAGUCCCCUAUGGUGGUAGAAUCCACAGACAGUGGGGUGAAGCCCACCCUGCCAGCAGAGGCUCAGGACCAGUCUCAAACGGGCACAGAGACUCAGAACCACUCAGAGGGGGCUGUAGCUGACGUGCAGGCUGAGAGCCAAUCAGAAACUCUUUCCACAGAUGGUGUUUCCCCUGAGAAGAAGAAGAAUAAGAAGAGGAAGAAGAAGCAGAAGGUGCCCACACAAGAAAUGGAGGUGUCAGAAACUGAGGCAGAAGGGCUGAGCACUAGCGCGGCAGUACCAGGAGGAGAAGAGAGCAAAUCCGCUCCAGCGGAGGAAGAGGAGGCAACCCUGGAUGAAGCAGAGGCCGCGCCCCGUCCCCUGGGGGCCAAAAAGAAGGCCAAAAGGAAGAACAAGAAAACGUUGGAGCAAACUGAGGAGCCCGCCGUGACCGAGGAGCCGACGCAGCCAGACACGGGGAGUGACUGCGCAGACGCGGGGAGUGACUGUGCAGACGCGGACUGCGUGGGCACGAGCUGCGCAGACGAGCAGCCGAGCCGCGGCGUUCCCGCUGUGCAGCUGAAGAAGGGGAAGAGGAAGAAGAAGGUGACUGCAACCCAGGAGGAAGAGGCAACGGGCGAGAAGGCAACCCAUGUCAAUGGACACACGGCGGAGGUGGAGGCGAUGGGCAAGAAGGCCAAACAGAGCUGCGAGAGUGAGGCCACGCCGACUGAGGAAAGCGAAUCCACACCAACCGAGACCAAGAAACGGCAGAAGAAGAGGAAGGCAAAGGUCUUGUCCGGGGCAGCCUCUGAUUUCGUAAAGUUCCAGAGCCCCGUCGUCCCCUCACCCCUGUUCUGCAGGCAAGCCAGAGGGAGCCCCAGCACACCCGUGUCCCGAAAACAGUUGAGCCUGACUCCAUCAUCUGAAUCAAAGAAAGUCACCUUUGGGCUUAAGAACAACCAGACCGCAGAGUUCAGAAAGACUGACCGGAGUCUGAUGGUGAGUCCGGACGGUUCCUCCCGAGUGCCCUUUGACCCUGAGCAGAAACCACUUUUCGGGGUGCUGAAGUCCCCUGCUGCUAUAAAACCCCUGACGACAAACGGCAAAAACAACAAUAGUGCCACCAAGGGACGGCCCACAGCAGCAGAUUUCUUUUAGACCCGCACAUCCUUGCCCCCAAAAGACUUCUCAGUGGGACGGACCCUUUUAUUGUUCCUUCGUUUUCCUGUAUGUUUGGAAUCUUUCUCUCCUCAGCAGAGGCAAAGGAACAGACAUUUGAAGUUGUGAUCCCUGUUGUGGGGGGAGCAGAACAAAGAUAAGUAGUUUGGUAUACUAAUACAGCCCUUCUAUGUUUUUUGUGACCGAGCAUUUCAGUAAAAAUUAAUCUGACAAUGUU